Cooperia oncophora is the source of this 1080-nucleotide messenger RNA. Lineage: Eukaryota; Metazoa; Nematoda; Chromadorea; Rhabditida; Trichostrongylidae. The record is from the annotation of a GenBank genome assembly.
AUGCAAACCCUGGACACACAUCCACGGGAACCGAAGACCGUUGCAGUUGUUCCGGAAAACGACGAACAGCACAUAGAAGUCAUCGAUGUAGGCGAAAACGAUGAGAAUAUGCAGAUGACGGUAGUGAACGAUGCAAGCCCUUCUGUGGCGAUGCCACUACUUGAACAGGACAUUUCCAUUGAGAACGAGAUGAUCAAUGAGCUGGACAUGUUUGUACCGGAGGAAGAGCGCUAUCAAAAGGUAGGGAUGUUCCAAAAUGUUACAAAUGGGUCGGAUAUCGCUGUUGUAGAAGAUUCUGGGAUGCUUGACGGACAACAUAUUGCUCGAGGCGCCCAAAUGGUUCACAUCGACGAAGAUGGUGCCACCUAUUUUUACGAAGGCGAAGAAACCGGAGAAAUUCUUGUGGAUGGAGCUACCUACGAGUAUCAAAAUAUGAAUAUGGAGGGGAACAACAUCUUCAUCGAAGAAGCAAUGCCGUCUACGUCAAAGGCCAGCAAUGAUCUACGUAUGCGACUGGCAAAACAGCGCCAUAUUGAUUUUGUCGUUAACAAAGUAGCUCGCCGUACAAAUAAUGGACGAACAAGAAGGCCGCUGACGAUUUACGAGUGUGAGGAGUGUGGCAAAAUAAUUCGGUACCCGUCCAAAAUCGAAGAACAUCGCCGAUCACACAAUGGUGUAAAACCUCAUCAGUGUCAUCAUUGUGGGCAACGAUUCUCCCAAAAAGGAGGAUUGACGUGUCAUUUACGACUGCAUACUGGAGAGCGUCCUUAUCAUUGCACUUGGGAUUGCGGCAAAUCUUUCCAUUCGAAUUCCGCUCUGAAAAUGCACGAAAGAACUCAUAACGGUGAUCGGCCUUAUUCUUGUGAAGUCUGUGGAAAACUGUUCUCUAAACGAUCUCAUUGUCAACGACAUGAACAGUCUGUCCAUCCCCGAGAAACGGCUCGACGAGCUGCACAUCAAUUUGGACUUGCUGCAGCGGGAGAUGAUGAAGAUCGGCUCCGUGAUGUGGUGAAUGGCGUUAUUGAGGAGGUGCGGAUAGAGCGCUCACUUCGAAGUGAAUUAAAGGCCGAAUUGGAUUAG